Prorocentrum cordatum is the source of this 411-nucleotide messenger RNA. NCBI's taxonomy places the organism in Eukaryota, Dinophyceae, Prorocentrales, Prorocentraceae. The record is from the annotation of a GenBank genome assembly.
GCCGCAGCCGACGCGGCAGCCACGGCCGCAGGAGGUCGCCGCAAAGUCCGCGCAGCCCGUCCCGCCCAGGGCCGCGCGGCCUCCGCAGCGCCGGGGGGUUGCACGCCGCGGCGAGCCACGCCUGAUGGCCCCGAUGCAGUCGACGCCGAUGGACACGGUGACCCCAGAUGUUCCUGAAGUGGAGACGCUGCUGGUGGAGAGCGAUCAGGGCGGCACCCGAGCGGAUCUCCUGAGUCCGCUGAGGGCCCGCGCCGUGAGCGUCGUCGCGGUGCUGCUCCUCGUGGCGGGCUGCCUGGCGCUCGCGUCGGCGGCGGCCCGCGAGCCGGUGAAGCCGCAGGUGGCACCAGGCGGCCUUGUCCGGCUCGUGAAGGUCGACGGAAAGGCCAAGGGGAAGCCGCAGCCCGUUCAGGC